Messenger RNA from Zerene cesonia (dogface butterfly), 2180 nucleotides. RefSeq lists its product as uncharacterized. The record is from RefSeq and is a predicted model, not a curated record. NCBI's taxonomy places the organism in Eukaryota, Metazoa, Arthropoda, Insecta, Lepidoptera, Pieridae. The coding region runs from base 154 to 1980 and encodes 608 amino acids. The transcript is spliced from 6 exons.
AAACUUGAAGUUUGUCGGUUAACCGUCAUUCAUGAAAUUUAAAAUACAAAUUAUUUAAUAGCGUCCCGUGUUAUAGUUCUGUUCUAAUUUAUUUUUUAUGUUUUAACUAUACUUAGUGUUUUUACAGUGACUGCUUCAUAAAAUUUUGAAAGCAUGGCGUCUCAAGAAUACGUACAAAAGUUAAGGGAAGAACGGCUUGCUAAAGAGAAGGCUAGAAUUCAAAAGCUCCGAGAACUUAACCUCAAAAAAUAUGGACAUACUGAACCAACUACGUCGACAGCAACAAACCAUUCUACAACACUUCCUCUCAAAUCUAAAUCUACCACUUCUACACUUGUCAGAAAUAAUUCCAGCUGUAAUCCAAUUAAAAAUCAAACUAAACCUCUAAAAAAUCAACUCUCAUUUAACCAAAAUGCUAAUAAACCAUUGACAGCUCAAGAUUUCAAAAUAACUAAAAAUAAUUUACCGCUACACAAUGUUGUUCAAACACAAAAUAAUGGCAUGAUUAAAAAACCAAAUAACAUACAUUCCAAAGAUUCAGCUGCAAAUAAGUUAACUAACAACUUUGCUAAGCCAAAAUCGUCAGGCAACAGUCGUUUAAAUGAUAUGAAGAACAACAGAACUAUCAAAAACCCUGCUAAUAGUUUUAAACUACAGAAAAGCAUGUCAGUGCCAGCCAGACCUCCCAAACCAAACAAUGCGUCUAGACAAAGUUUAAUUCCUAGAACAACAACUGUUCAGAAUAGCCGGGAAUCUGUGUUCGAACGAUUGUAUAAGCCAAAGAUAGUCCAGAAGCCAGCAGUUGAUGAUGUUCAUAAACUGAGACAUGAUCCCAACUUCUUAAAAAAAGUUAUAAGCGCGUCGAAUUUGAUCACGAAUAGACGACACACUACAUUCGAGACAAAAUCAACGAAACAACCCAUCAGGCGCUCGAUUUCCGCAGUUCACUUGAAGAAAAUAAGCAAGUCUGAAAUAAAGAAUUGCAUCCACAAAUGGGCGUCCAUCGGGGAGAAAAUUGACAAAGCGAGUUUGAAGGAUAUCAAUGAAGACGAGGACACGCACGAGGAAAAAGUCGUUUCAGCCGUGAAGAGCGAACGGAAGAAGGUGAAAUUUCAGACACCGCUAAAUAACCCAGAGGAAAUGCUCUCAAAACUGAACAAAUGGUUGCGUUUGCGCGGGAAAACAAUAGAUUCCUAUCCCCAUUUGAAGUGCUUCGGCAUACCGCACCAUGAGAUUGAAAUACCGAAGUUCGAUUAUGACGAUGAAAAUAAAGAAAAUAUAGCGUUAGAUCACGAUAGCGAUAAUGAAUCGUUCACCGAGCUGAAUUGCAAGGAAAUGAGGGAUAUGGAUAAAUGGCGGAGCCCCAGCUGCGUGGACAGUGUUGAUUUCAACGAGAGCUAUCAGACAACUAUGACGUCGGAGAUAUCGCCCCGCGAGGAUGAGCUGCUGCUCGGUGCUUUGAAUCAUUUAACGGAAUUAUUGAAGCUUGGCUAUAAUUGGGAGGACUGUGCCCGUUGGCUGCGCACCAUACGCGACAGAUACAGCAGGGCACAAGAGACUGCCGCCUACUGGGAGUGCCGAGCCCUGCUGGAGGAGAGGAGAGGAGACUUGCCGGCCUCCAUGCAGUGCUGGGAGCAAGCCGUGUGCAAGGGAACGGAGAGCUCCGUAGCCGAGGCGAGUCUUGACCAGCUUCUGGACAAGUUCAUGCAAUUGAAGAUUAAUCCGACUUCGGGAAAGAAGAACGUGGAGGCGAAACUAGUCGACGCCAAGAACGUGUUUAAAAGCACGCUAAUACGGUUCGCGAUACAGGAGGCUAGGAAUAGCAUGCCCAAAGUGACGGUCACACCAGUGCGCAGGAGCACGCGCCUCAGCUGCUACCAGAAGCAAACGCCUCUCAAACUGUUCAGCACCAUACAGCAGGCUAUAGAAUCGGAACACGCGGAGUUUAGACCUAACAGGGCGAUGGCUGGGACGCCUUAGGGUCUAGGUUUGUAGGUUAUUCGGUUCGAAUUUAAGGUAUGUGACAGUAGUGGCCGAGUGUAGUUAUCGGUUUAGAUAUUGCAAGUUUUGGUGGGAGAAGUCAUUCAAAUAAUUGUUUCUGACACAUAUCUGAAUCACCCUCAAAUUGUCAUAACUAGAAUAAAUUUGAAUAAGAUCACAUGGUUCACUCGGUCGAAAGA